This is a messenger RNA of Punica granatum (pomegranate), 1656 nucleotides long. The record is from RefSeq and is a predicted model, not a curated record. Lineage: Eukaryota; Viridiplantae; Streptophyta; Magnoliopsida; Myrtales; Lythraceae.
AUAUUAUACAUUUUCUCAGCACCUAACACAAAUCUUUAUCUGUAUAUUAUAUUUAUCUAUAUGUUAUCAUUAUCUAUAUAUAAGCAUAUGUAUACACCCAAAUGUAUUUUUAGCUCUGAUGUCUGAAACCAAAAGAUAGGAGAUGUUUCAGGAAACAACAUAACCUCCCUAUAGCUCAGGAUCUUCACAUAUUAUCCUGAAAAUUUUCUUAAUGGAAGUCUCUAUAAAUACCCCCAGACCUUCCCACUUCAUUCACAAAAAUCUUAUUAAAGAAAAAAAGUUAAGGACGAAGGCAAUAAGACAUCCUUAAUCAAGGAAAAGGAAGGAAAAAAAAAAGUAGAAAAAGAAGAAAAGAAAAGAAUGGCUAAGGCUGCAUUCAUGUUCCUCCAGGCUUCUGUCCUCGUGAUCGCCCUGUCAGUCUAUCCGUCAGCGGGCCAUAAUAAGAGCGAGACAACCGACGUAUGCAACAUCAGUGUGGACGGCGACCUUUCUGGUGCGUUUGACAAGAUCUUUGCCUUUGGGGAGUCUGGCACCGAUAACGGGGAAUGCUCGACUGAUGGGCACCCUCCAGAACUUUGUAGGUUCCUGGAUCCAAGCCAUUCAUGGGGCCAUGUCUGGUCAGUUUGAUGGCGAUGCUGGGGGCUAUGUUGCCACCGGCAGAGGAGCUUCCAUGUCUGGGUCUGGGUCAGUUUCAGGCUCAAUGAGCGGCGGCUUUUCGGGCUCAGGAUCAGGAUCAGGCAGUGUAUCAAUGGUCGGGAACGGGUUGACCAAUGGGAAGCUGAUAAUCGACCACCUUUGCGAUGCACUUGGCAUACCACCCGUGCCACCAUAUAAGAAGCAGUCUGCCAACUUCUCAAACGGGGCAAACUUUGCGCUUGCAGGAUCCACAGUGCUCCCGGGAUCUUUCUUCCUUCGCAACCAAAACGACCUCCUGCCACUCAUGUGGAAGAGCAUCCCGCAGAGCUUCGACACCCAGCUCCAGUGGUUCAACAACUUCAUGCAGAACCUCAAGAAUGGCGCCAACAAGUCCAAUAUGGACAACUCGCUCUUCUGGCUGGGCAAUAUCGGGGCCAAUGACUUUGUUCGUAUUCACAAGGCCGCUGCCCUCUCCUCCGAGUAUAUCACCCAACAAGCCAUCGAGCAUGUCGCCAAGCUCCUUCAGGGAUUGGUUAACGAUGGCGCCAAGUACAUAGUGGUCCAAGGAUUGCCGCCAUUGGGAUGCCUACCUUUGGAGUUGAUGUUGGCCCCAGCGACGUAGCGGGACCAGUACGGUUGCUCCGCGAGGAUCAACAAGGCAGUGAUGAAUCACAAUGAGCUACUCCAGCAGAAGCUCGGUGAGCUCCAGAAGAUGUUCCCGCACUGUGUCUUCGUCUAUGCUGACUUCUGGAAGGCCUACAUGAAGGUGCUGUCAGGGUUGCACCGGUUCGGGUUCGUGGAACCUUUCAAGGCCUGCCGUGGUUCUGGUGGUGGCCACUUCAACUUCGAUCUCAAGAACCUCUGUGGGUCCCCUCACUCCUCCAUCUGCGCUAAGGCUGCCGAACACAUAGUCUGGGAUGGGAUCCACUUUAGUGCUGCCAUGUACAAGGUCAUUGCCAAACUCUUCAUCCAAGGUGGCUUUACCCACCCUUCCUUUGCAACGCUCCUCAAAUUCAAGAA